Messenger RNA from Cetraspora pellucida, 414 nucleotides. The record is from the annotation of a GenBank genome assembly. Lineage: Eukaryota; Fungi; Glomeromycota; Glomeromycetes; Diversisporales; Gigasporaceae.
AUGGUAGAUUUCAAUGAACAAAAACUAGUAAUUAGAUAUUUAGCUAGGAGGUUUGAAGUGCCAAUAAUGCAUACAGACAAGGAAAAACAGAAGGAUUAUGUGAAUAAGAAUAUGAGGUCAAAUGACCAUGAUAGUAACAAAAAUGACAAUAACAAUCUAUUUGAGAAAUUUGAGUAUGAAAAUGAGGAUUUAGAAGAAAAAGUAAGUCAGAAGAAAAUUGAUGAUGAAAACAUUGAAAAAGAAAGCCUGGCAGUCAGUCUAGCUGUAAUAAAGGAAGUUUCAACCAAAAAGAAGCUCCCUGUUGAUGAAAAACCACUUGUAAAAGACCAAUUGAACUUAUUUGCAAAUGGGUUAGAAAAACUUGAACAAACCAACCUUGUAAAGCAUAUGAUCAAAACUAGUGAUAUUGACUAA